This is a messenger RNA of Diabrotica virgifera virgifera (western corn rootworm), 951 nucleotides long. RefSeq names its product zinc finger MYM-type protein 5-like. Lineage: Eukaryota; Metazoa; Arthropoda; Insecta; Coleoptera; Chrysomelidae. The record is from RefSeq and is a predicted model, not a curated record. The transcript is spliced from 2 exons. Bases 1 to 951 code for a protein of 316 amino acids.
AUGUCAAGCUAUAAACAUAAGUCUGGAGCUUUGAAAAGAAAGGUCCAGAAAGAAAAAUUAGAACAAUCUGCUAAAGGUCGCCAGGAUAUUAAGAAGUUUUUUAAGAGUAAUGAAAAAGAAGAGUUGCAAGAAUUUCAACCGGAUUUCAAUCCAGAACCUACAUCAGCCUCACAGACCCAACCUUCUUCAGCUUCAAUCCAAAAUGCUUCUACGUCUACUGUAUGUGAGGGAAGUAAUGACGAAUGUGCUAGUGCUGAUCCAAAUCUUAGUAAGGAUACUGUCGAUGACAAUAAAACUUUUAAUUUUGACGAUCCUAAUACGUGGCCUGCGGUGAUGAGUGAUAAAAUACGGCAGGAAAUAGUAUUGUGCUACGGUGGUUUUCAAGCUUUUCAGGCCAGAUCAAAAUCAUUUCCAGCUGACCCCUCAGGAAAACAUUUCCAUGAAACAUUGUUGUACAUGAAAACAGACAACAGAACAUGUAAAGCAAUUCCACGUGAAUGGUUAAUGUGGAGUGAAACAAAAAACAGCAUUCAUUGUUUACCCUGUAGCAUUUUCCAUUCAAACCAAAACAAAAGUAAACUUGCAAAAGAAGGUUUUUUCCCUGAAAAACAACAAUACAAACGAUUAUACAGGUUAUUUUCGAUGCAUGAAAGAAGCUCUGAGCACAGAAAACACUACCUAGAAUGGAAAAGUCUUCAGAUAUCAUUGAAAGGACAUGGUGUCGACAGCAAUCUGCAACAGAUUAUUAACUGUGUAGCAACAAGAUGGAAAGCUAUUCUUCAACGAAUUUUGGACACAACAAUAUUCUUGAGUAGUAGAGGUUUAGCUUUCCAAGGGGAAAAUACCCAGAUCGGUGAUGUUCACAAUGGAAACUUUUUAGGAGUAUUGGAAUUAAUAGGAAAAUAUGACGAAGUAACUCGUGAACAUUUAGCCAAAAUCUGUAUAGAAUAA